CAUCGAGAUCCGCACACUCGUCACCCUGAAUAUUACCGGAUAUAGCUUUCUGUCACAUUCAGGUUUCGGAACGGAAAGAUGGUUGGAGUCGGUAGAUCAGCACAUGCUCAAGCGCUGCUCGGAAAGAAUGCUUUCAGCAAGAUUCGUCAUUCCAAAGUUCUCGUCGUAGGUGCAGGCGGUAUCGGUUGCGAAUUGUUGAAAAACCUGGUCCUCGUUGGUUUCGGUAACAUCGAGAUUAUCGACCUGGACACAAUCGACUUGUCCAACUUGAAUCGUCAAUUCUUAUUCCGUAAAGCGGAUAUCAAAAAGUCGAAAGCGCUUGUGGCUUCCGCAUUCGCCCAUCAGUUCAAUCCUGGUCCAGGACCUUCCGAGAAUUCUAGUGUCGAUGGACCUGGAUCGACAGGCGGCGUAGCUGUGGACCCGGGCAAGGGAGUCAACAUCAAAGCGAGACACGGAAAUAUCAAAGAACCCGAAAACGAUGUCGAGUGGAUGAAGGGGUUCGAUCUGGUCAUGAGCGCGCUCGAUAACAUGGAUGCCCGGCGACACGUUAAUCGACUCUGCGUAUCCGCUGGAGUACCUCUGAUCGAAUCGGGUACCCAGGGUUAUCUCGGUCAGGUCACCCCGAUGCAAAAGGAUCGAACAGAAUGCUACGAUUGCGUCAGCAAGCCGACCCCGAAGACCUUUCCUGUCUGUACAAUCCGUGCCACCCCUUCCGAGCCUAUUCACUGCAUCGUUUGGGGCAAGAGCUACCUACUACCUAAGCUAUUCGGGGAAGACGACGAGGCUUCGGACGAGGCGGAGCUAGAGAAGGCCAAAGCGACCGAUCAGGACGCUUCGGUGGCGGAGAUAGAGGAGUUGAAAAAGGAGGCUGCAGCUUUCCGAGACGUCCGCAAAGGCCUAAACGAGGAAGAUGGGGCUAAAAAGACAUUCGAAAAGGUAUUCGGCGAUGACAUUCGACGCUUGCUCAAGAUGGAAGACAUGUGGAAGGUACCCGGCCGAGUAAAACCCGUACCUCUGGACUACAACACCAUUCUCGACGGCUCGUUCCGUGUACCACCUCUUGCCAAGGCUGCCUCGGCUCCCGGUAAGGAAGGUCCUGUGCCUGCCUCAACAUCACAGGUCAAUCCAGCGCCCGCUACCAGUGUUCGCCAAGACAAGUUAAAAGAUCAACAAGAAUUGUCCAUCAAGCAAAAUCUGGAGCUGUUCCUAGAGAGUUGCAAGAAGCUGUCCGCACGCGGCAUCUCUAGUCCUGGAACCCUCAUCUCCUUCGACAAGGACGAUGACGAUACGCUUGAUUUCGUGCUUGCCACCGCCAACCUGCGUGCUACCGCUUACGGAAUUCCAACCAAGACCCGAUUCGAGGUCAAGGAAAUGGCGGGCAAUAUCAUCCCGGCGAUCGCGACGACCAAUGCAGUCAUUGCAGGUUACAUCGUCAUGCGAGCCAUCAACAUCCUGCAGAAUGACUGGAGCAAAUGCUCCAACGUGUAUCUCCGAGGGGACCCAGCUCGAUUGAUCGCACCCAUCGCGCUUCAACCGCCCGAGGACAACUGCGGUGUCUGUGCAGACGUAUACGUGCCACUCGCUUGCGAUGUGGAACGUUUGACCCUGGGUUCCUUCGUUGGAGAGAUCGUCAGGUCUUGGUUGGGUUGGAACACCAAUGAUGAUGGCGAUCAGAUGGAAAUCGCAGUCUACGAGGACAAGCGACUUCUAGCUGACCCUGACUUUGAGGAUAACUACGGCAAGACGUUGGCCGAUUUGGGCAUCACAAGGGGCAAGACGCUAACCGUAACCGACGAGGACAACCUUUAUCGCAACGUCAACUUCUCGAUCUGCGCACUACCUGCCUCUGCCAACUCAACCUUCCACUUGCCCUCGAACGCGCCGCAGGUCCCGAGGCGACCCAAGGCUCCGGAACCUGCACCAACUUCUUCCGUGCCUUCUGUGGCGGGAACCAAACGUUCGGCGGACGACUUUGACAUCUUGAGCGCUAGCUCUAGCAAGAAGCAGAAGUUGGACGCGAACGGGGCUGCCGGCAGUAACGGAGACAAAGGGCCCAACGGGCCGAUCGACCUCAGAGACGAUGAGAUCGAGAUUCUCUAGCUCUAAUGAGGACUGCGCAUGUGUAACGUUGUGGUGGUAUGAGGGUAGACAUGAAUGUUGUACAAAGAUUUUGUGAUCCGUAGGGAAAGGUCGGACAUGGUUAAACGAUAUGAUAGAGGUCCACCUGCGCGC
Molecule: messenger RNA, 2232 nt
Organism: Filobasidium floriforme
Lineage: Eukaryota; Fungi; Basidiomycota; Tremellomycetes; Filobasidiales; Filobasidiaceae
Product: putative ubiquitin activating enzyme E1
Exons: 11
Coding region: 79-2100 (673 amino acids)
Biological process (GO): protein sumoylation
Cellular component (GO): cytoplasm; SUMO activating enzyme complex
Molecular function (GO): SUMO activating enzyme activity
Source: RefSeq, a predicted model, not a curated record